Molecule: messenger RNA, 1847 nt
Organism: Eublepharis macularius
Lineage: Eukaryota; Metazoa; Chordata; Lepidosauria; Squamata; Eublepharidae
Gene: TCP11
Product: t-complex 11
Exons: 10
Coding region: 83-1639 (518 amino acids)
Biological process (GO): regulation of sperm capacitation
Cellular component (GO): sperm flagellum; acrosomal vesicle
Source: RefSeq, a predicted model, not a curated record
UCCCUCUCCCUUUGUCACCGUCGCCCGGCUCUGCCUCGUCUCCCUCUCUCCACUACCACCACCCCCCCAGCGAAGAAACAGGAUGCCUAAUCGUGAAAAGACCACCUCAAGUGACCACAAUGCAUCUCAGAACAAAGACUGUAAUUCCAAAAGAGUGAAGGAGUGUGAAGACAGUCUUGCUGGAAACGUAUCCAACCUCUGUCCAUCUGAUCUCCCACUUUCUAGUCCUCCCCAAAUCCUUUCCAUGUCAGAGCUCCUGGAGGCAGCUAAUGAAGUUUCAAAAAUGACCAUAGCACAUGAAAUUAUAGUAAACCAUGACUUCAAAUUGCAAGAGACGAACUUCUUGUCGAACAGUUUGGAAGGCAGAGUGAAGGAGGCACUGCACAAAGCUUUUUGGGACAGUCUGAGAGAAGAGCUCUCCAAAACACCACCAGACUAUUCCCAUGCUAUUAGACUAAUACAAGAAAUCAAAGAGAGCCUGCUAUCCCUGAUCCUGCCUCGGCAGACCCGAUUGCGGAAUCAGAUUGAAGAUGCUCUGGACAUAGAGCUGAUAAAGCAAGAGGCUGAGCAUGGGGCUUUGGACAUCCCCAAUCUUACCACAUAUAUCCUUGGUAUGAUGGCAACACUCUGUGCACCUAUCAGAGAUGAGGAAAUACAAAGACUACGAAGCAUAUCAGACCCUGUUCAUCUGCUCAGAGAGAUCUUUCGAAUUCUGGACCUAAUGAAAAUGGACAUGGUAAAUUUUACCAUACAAGUCCUCCGACCUCAUCUUCAAGAGCAUUCUGUCCAGUAUGAGAGGAAAAAAUUCCGGGAGCUCCUGAACAAACUACCAAGUGCAUUUAUUGAAGGUAGCCUGGCUUGUACAGCUGAGUGGCUGCGCACAGCAGCAGCUAAAGUAUCAUCUGAUUCGCUACCCUCUUCAUCCAGCUCUGAAACCAGUGGAUCAUCUGUUCCACCAUGUGAAGUGGCUGCUGGAGAAGUUUCUAUCUGUAGUCCUACUGCUGUGCUAAACCAAGCAUACAUGGAUUUGCUGCACUGGGAGCCAGGAAAAGACUAUCCUGAAACUAUGUUGAUGGAUAAAGACCGUUUACAUACACUUCAGAUGCAAGUGAAUCAACUAGCCAUUAUUGCGGCAGUCGUACUAGUGAGCAGUAACAUGACUGGAAAUGUGUCAAGCUCACCGGGGUGUGUUGAUAGACUGAAAUGGGUAACAAAAGCCCUCAUAGAAGGACUUCCCAGCACAAGGUUAGAAGAUGCUUUACUGGACAUCAGCAAUCAAAUACAUCAGGAAGUGAAUAGCAUUCUCCUGCAGCUGGGAUACCCUGCUCUCAGCAAUGACAAGGCUGCUUCACUUAAAGGCCAAAUUAUGAGCAUUGCAGAUAAGGACAAUGUGGUACGAAUGGUAAUUGAGCAACGGAUUCAAACUUUUCUUAGUCAUUGUGUGUCUCCGGGUGGCCAGAACUCUAAGAAUCUCCCCCAAGGUCUUGUUCCUAUUCAGGAAGAACUGCUGGAAGUUGGCCAGAGAUUUGGCAGUUUGACUCACCACAACAGACAGGUUUUUGGUCCCUACUACUCAGAAAUACUGAAAAAACUUCUGCUUCCAGAGGGGAAGAAUGGAGGAGGGAUAGAGACCUACUAACCAUCUCAAACGAGACAGAGCAUGUGGCAGUAGGGAGAAGGGAGAAAGACUGGCAAUUGUUUAGACUGUGCUUUGGUUCAAAGUCCAGUGUAAUCAGCUAAGCAGCUGCCCUGCUCUGUGCAGUGGUAUCCAAAGCACUCGUACAGCUGGACUGUUGAAGCUGCUGAAUUAAUCAACUGACAAUGCCAGAUUUCGCCACAAUAAACCU